GCGGCUCUGUGGAAAAGAGGUAGCAGGAUAAGCAAUAAUCACAUGACUAGAACCGCUUGAAAGGGGUAGUUGGUGUUUCCUGAAACUGAUAAUCAUGCCCACUACGCAGCAGUCUCCCCAGGAUGAACAGGAAAAGCUGCUGGAUGAGGCAGUGCAGGCUGUCAAGGUCCAGUCCUUUCAGAUGAAACGCUGCCUGGACAAGAGUAAGCUGAUGGAUGCCCUGAAACAUGCCUCCAACAUGCUCGGGGAGCUGAGGACAUCCAUGUUGUCUCCAAAGAGUUACUAUGAGCUCUACAUGGCUAUCUCUGAUGAACUGCACUACCUGGAGGUCUACCUGACUGACGAGUUUGCGAAAGGCAGGAAGGUGGCGGAUCUCUACGAGCUGGUUCAGUAUGCUGGGAACAUCAUCCCCAGGCUGUACUUGCUGAUCACCGUGGGCGUGGUGUACGUGCGGUCCUUUCCCCAGUCUCGGAAGGACAUCCUGAAGGAUCUGGUGGAGAUGUGCCGGGGGGUCCAGCAUCCGCUGCGAGGGCUCUUCCUGAGGAACUACCUGCUGCAGUGUACCCGGAACAUUCUGCCAGACGACGGAGAGCAGCCUGAGGAGGAGACGACGGGAGACAUCAACGACUCCAUCGACUUUGUGCUGCUGAACUUUGCGGAGAUGAACAAGCUGUGGGUGCGCAUGCAGCACCAGGGACACAGCCGGGACCGGGAGAAGAGGGAGAAGGAGCGCCAAGAGCUCCGCAUCCUGGUGGGCACCAACCUGGUGCGCCUCAGCCAACUGGAGGGGGUCAACGUGGACAAGUACAAACAGAUUGUACUGUCUGGAGUCCUGGAGCAGGUGGUGAACUGCAGGGAUUCUCUGGCUCAGGAGUACCUUAUGGAAUGUAUUAUACAGGUUUUUCCUGACGAGUUCCACCUCCAGACGCUGAACCCUUUUCUCCGCUCCUGCGCCGAGCUACAUCAGCACGUGAACGUGAAGAAUAUCAUCAUCGCUCUCAUUGACAGAUUAGCUUUAUUCGCUCACAGAGAAGAUGGUCCUGGCAUCCCUGCCGAUAUUAAAUUAUUUGACAUAUUCUCACAACAAGUAGCUACAGUUAUACAGUCACGACAGGAUAUGCCUUCAGAGGAUGUGGUCUCUCUGCAAGUGUCUCUCAUCAACUUGGCCAUGAAGUGUUACCCUGACCGAGUGGACUAUGUGGACAAAGUUUUAGAGAGCACUGUAGAGAUCUUCAACAAGCUAAACCUGGAGCACAUUGCAACCAGUAGCGCCGUGUCAAAAGAAUUAACAAGACUACUGAAGAUCCCUGUGGAUACCUACAAUAACAUCCUGACAGUUCUUCAGCUCAAACAUUUCCACCCUCUCUUUGAGUACUUUGACUAUGAAUCCCGCAAGAGCAUGAGCUGUUAUGUCCUGAGCAACACCUUGGACUACAGCACAGAGAUCAUAGCACAAGAACAGGUGGAUGCCAUCCUUAACCUGGUGUCAACGCUGAUCCAAGAUCAGCCUGACCAGCCUGCGGAGGACCCUGAUCCUGAGGACUUUGCCGAGGAGCAGAGUCUGGUGGGCCGCUUCAUCCACCUGCUCCGCUCGGAGGACCCGGACCAGCAGUACUUAAUUUUAAAUACAGCCAGGAAACACUUUGGAGCAGGUGGGAACCAGAGGAUCCGCUACACACUGCCACCUUUGGUUUUUGCUGCGUAUCAGCUGGCUUUCCGCUACAAAGAGAACUCCAAGACGGAUGACAAGUGGGAGAAGAAGUGCCAGAAGAUCUUCUCCUUCGCUCACCAGACCAUCAGCGCUCUGAUCAAGGCUGAGCUGGCGGAGCUCCCACUCAGGCUCUUCCUCCAGGGGGCGCUGGCGGCCGGCCAAAUUGGCUUUGAGAACCAUGAGACGGUGGCGUACGAGUUCAUGUCUCAGGCGUUCUCCCUGUACGAAGACGAGAUCAGCGACUCCAAGGCCCAGCUGGCGGCCAUCACGCUGAUCAUCGGCACGUUCGAGAGGACCAAGUGCUUCAGCGAGGAGAACCACGAGCCCCUCCGGACGCAGUGCGCGCUGGCUGCCUCCAAGCUCCUGAAGAAGCCCGACCAAUGCCGCGCGGUCAGCAUCUGUGCCCACCUCUUCUGGUCCGGCCACAACACCGACAAGAACGGAGAGGAGAUACGUGAUGGAAAGAGAGUCAUGGAGUGUCUGAAGAAAGCUCUGAAAAUCGCCAACCAGUGCAUGGAUCCGUCACUGCAGGUCCAGCUCUUCAUCGAGAUCCUCAACAGAUACAUCUACUUCUACGAGAAGGAGAACGACGCGGUGACUGUCCAGGUGCUAAACCAGCUGAUCCAGAAGAUCCGGGAAGAUCUCCCGAACCUGGAAGCCAGCGAGGAGACAGAGCAGAUCAACAAACACUUCCACAACACACUGGAACACCUGCGCGUGCGCAGGGAGUCGCCCGAGUCCGAGGGCCCCAACUACGAGGGCCUGGUCCUGUAGGGCCCCCCCCACUCCCCCCCCCGUGCACGACCGGCCAUUCCAUCCGGCGGUAACCGCCAAGCCCCCCCACGCUUCUCCCUGUCCUCCAUCUUUACUCUUCCUCUUUUUUAACCACAGCCUCGCUAUCCUAGCGCUAGGUUCUCUUUCCCAUAGAGCGGGCCUUUUCAAGGUGCCCAGAAUACGAGGUGCCCAGUCUACACUGCUUAGCACUCGUUUGGCACCAUCAUUCCAGAUCCGUUUACGCUGUAUACGCGUGGUCCUGUGGUCUCCAUCAGACUGUGUCCAGGGGGCGUCCCUUUAUUCCAGUAACCGUUUUUAUGUUCCGUAUCCUCGCUUCUGUAUAGUCCAGGCACUGCUGGGUGGUCCACGGUGGCACCAGCAGAGACGUGUCUGUCACUCAACGACCGGAGAAAUAUUACCAUUAUUAAUAUGGGGGUGGCAACGUCACUCAUCUGUGUUUUGUGGUUGUUCUGGUUUUGGUUAAAAUUUUUAGGAAACACCCAUUUUUAUUUGUCUAACGAUGAUUAAGAAUGCACUGAUGCAUGCAUCUGUGUAUGUGUGUGCCUGUAUGUAUAGAUAUGUAACUGGAUCAGCUGUUAACAGGAGCCAUAUGCAGUCCCUUGUGAUUAUCUUGGCAUUAUCUUGGCAUUGGUAACUAGACUAAGUUCCACCAUCUUGCAAAUAUCCACCUCAAUUGGAAGAGGGACUGGUUUUCUUUUUUUGGGGGGUGGGAGUUGGGGGGGAUGUUCCUCUACAUAGUUUAUGCAUAACCUAACUGUAAACCAGUAAAAAAGAAAACAAUUAAAGAUCAUCCGUAUCACAUCAUUUGCACAAAUAAACAAUUGAUUGCUAUUAAUCAUAGAUUAAUUCCUUUAUGCUGCCAAGUAGUUUAAAUGUCAAAAUGAAGUGUUAAUAUUGAAUGACAAUAUAAAUGUACUCCAUUGUAUGUUAAAUUCUUUAUUGCAGAUUUUUUGUCAUCAUAAAUGUUGACUCUGUCGUUUCUAUUCAGGACAUUUAGUAAUUCUACCGCACUCAUCAGUGUGUUCCGUACAACCCGUGCGAUUCAGACAACCUAUAAGUGGAUACAGUGUCUGAAAUUAACUCAUUUUUAAUUUAUACCAGGAAUAUCUUGUAAAUCAUCAAAACUCGUUUUAAAUUGGCCGUGUGCUUUAUUUUCAACCUAAUGAAAUGUUUAAAAAUAUAAAAAUAUAUAUUUUCUCCAUGUUUAUUUGGGUUGUGUUACCCAAAUGUGGUUUUUCUGUCAUCAGCACAGCUAUAUGCAUGUGGAUGAAUGGGAUUUCUCCCAAUUUUAUUUGAGAAAACCACUCGGUCUCCAAGUUCUUUUAAACGGGUGAAAAUGUGCCACAUGUACACAAGGUUGUAUGUAUAGACUGUACCCCACCGUAGGUAAGGAGGGAUGAAAUGGACUAAAUUGUGUUCAUCGUUUGACCCUUAGAGUGAUAAUGGUAUAUAUAUAACAAUAUCUGUGGUUCAGCUCUUUAAUUUGUGGCUUUGGGCCGUUAAAGAGAGUGGGGCAUUCAGAUCUCAAAUAUGACUAUUAAACAUGAGUAUUUGAAAGAA
This is a messenger RNA of Conger conger (European conger), 4066 nucleotides long. Its product is annotated as vacuolar protein sorting-associated protein 35. Gene Ontology annotation, biological process: retrograde transport, endosome to Golgi; intracellular protein transport. Gene Ontology annotation, cellular component: retromer complex; retromer, cargo-selective complex; late endosome. Bases 95 to 2485 code for a protein of 796 amino acids. The transcript is spliced from 17 exons. The record is from RefSeq and is a predicted model, not a curated record. Lineage: Eukaryota; Metazoa; Chordata; Actinopteri; Anguilliformes; Congridae.